Molecule: messenger RNA, 1946 nt
Organism: Cebus imitator (Panamanian white-faced capuchin)
Lineage: Eukaryota; Metazoa; Chordata; Mammalia; Primates; Cebidae
Gene: VSIG8
Product: V-set and immunoglobulin domain containing 8
Exons: 7
Coding region: 133-1374 (413 amino acids)
Cellular component (GO): intracellular anatomical structure
Source: RefSeq, a predicted model, not a curated record
AUUGCACCUUCCUGCCACCCUGGGCAGUGUCUGGGCCCUCAGCUCCUCCUCCCUCCACCCACCCCCUCACACCCACCACCACCAGCCCACGGGAUACCCAGCCCAGGCGGAGGAAACACCGAGCCUAGAGACAUGGGAGCUGGAGGAGCAUUCCACCUGCUGCUCGUGUGCCUGAGCCCAGCACUGCUGUCUGCUGUACGGAUCAAUGGAGAUGGACAGGAGGUCCUGUACCUGGCGGAAGGUGAUAAUGUGAGGCUGGGCUGCCCCUAUGUCCUGGACCCUGAGGACUAUGGUCCCAAUGGGCUGGAUAUCGAGUGGAUGCAGGUCAACUCAGACCCCGCCCACCACCGGGAGAACGUGUUCCUUAGUUACCAGGACAAGAGGAUCAACCAUGGCAACCUUCCCCAUCUGCAGCAGAGGGUCCGCUUUGCAGCCUCGGACCCGAGCCAGUACGAUGCCUCCAUCAACCUCAUGAACCUGCAGGUAUCUGAUACGGCCACCUAUGAAUGCCGGGUGAAGAAGACCACCAUGGCCACCCGGAAGGUCAUUGUCACUGUCCAAGCACGACCCGCAGUGCCCGUGUGCUGGUCUGAAGGCCAGAUGACAUAUGGCAACGACGUGGUGCUGAAGUGCUAUGCCAAUGCGGGCUCCCAGCCCCUCUCCUACAAGUGGGCCAAGAUCAGUGGGCACCAUUACCCCUAUCGAGCUGGGUCUUACAUCUCCCAGCACAGCUACCACUCCGAGGUGUCCUACCAGGAGUCCUUCUUCAGCUCCAUGAACCAAGGCCUGAACAAUGGGGACCUGGUGUUGAAGGAUAUCUCCAAAGCAGAUGAUGGGCUGUAUCAGUGCACAGUGGCCAACAACGUGGGCUACAGUGUUUGCAUGGUGGAGGUGAAGGUCUCAGACAACCGGCGUGUAGGCUUGAUCAUCGGCGUGGUGCUGGGCUCUCUGCUGGCGCUGGGCUGCCUGGCCGUAGGCAUCUGGGGGCUCGUCUGCUGCUGCUGCGGGGGCUCCGGGGGCGGCGCCCGCGGUGCCUUCGGCUACAGCAACGGCGGCGGGGUCGGCGGAGGGGCCUGCGGCGACUUGGCUAGUGAGAUCAGAGAGGACGCCGUGGCGCCCGGGUGCAAGGCCAGCGGGCGCUGCAGCCGCGUCACCCACCUUCUGGGGUACCCGACGCAGAACGUCAGCCGCUCCUUGCGCCGCAAGUACGCGCCUCCGCCCUGCGGUGGCCCCGAGGACGUGGCCCUGGCGCCCUGCACCACUGCCGCCGCCUGCGAAGCGGGCCCCUCCCCGGUCUACGUCAAGGUCAAGAGCGCGGAGCCAGCCGACUCUGCCGAGGGGCUGGCGCAGUGCAACAAAGGUCUCCUGGUGUGAGCGCGCCGCCGGGCUGCGCCCCGGCCGGGAGGAGGGCGCGGGGCCCUCUGCCCGCAGCUGGGGACACGUCGGGGCUGGUGCCGACCUCGCUCGCCCCAGGCCGCCAGGCGGCUGGGGGUGAAGGCAUUUCCCUAAGGAAAUGCGUCGGGAGGCAGAGCCUCCUCCCCACAAGUGGGAGGGGGCGGGCGAGGGCGCAGGAAGGCGAUCUCGAGCCUUCUCCGCCUCCCCGGGGCCGAAGGCUCUGGGGAGAGGGAGGGAGGAGGAGGAGGCCGAGUCAGUGUCCUAGAGAGGCUGAGGCCGGAGGCCCGGUGUCCCCAGCCUAAGCAGAGGGCCCCGGGGGCCGGGUGGGUGGGGGUCCGUCUGGACGAAUUGUUCUGUGUGUGAGGUCUGAGCUCUGAGGCUGCAGUGUUGGCACAAUAAAGAAACAUUGAGACGUGAGUCCGAAGUGGCUGUCCGCAUUCCACGAAGGUUGGGCACCGGGGUCGGGGGGGAGCGGGUCCUGCCCAGGGCCGGGGAGGGUUGCUUCUGUCGCUCCGCCCCAUCACCGCCCCUCUCCUCCCUCCUUCUGCUUG